AUGUCAGGACCUACGAACUUUGACCCAGAGAGGGUCAACCUCACUGAGUUCCAGUCCAUCACUGAUCAAGGUCUCAUCACCUGCUUCCUGACGACUGCUGGAAACCAAUACGAUGGUCCUCUUGGUAUCAGAAUUGGCUCACUAUUUGUUAUUCUCGUCGUCUCGACCGCAGUCACUUUCUUCCCUGUCGUGGCCACUCGAAUUCCACGUCUCAAGAUUCCACUCUAUGUAUACCUCUUUGCCCGAUACUUUGGUUCCGGUGUCAUCAUCGCCACUGCGUUCGUCCACCUGCUCGAUCCUGCUUAUUCAGAGAUCGGACCAGCAUCUUGUGUUGGUAUGACUGGCGGUUGGUCUACCUACUCUUGGCCACCUGCUAUUGCUCUCUCAGCAGCGAUGUUCACUUUCCUGUUCGACUUUCUUGCCGAUUAUUAUGUUCAGUCUCGCUAUGGGCUUCAGCAUAAUGAUUCUGGAGUUGAGGAUACUAUUACUACUGGCGGAGAUGGACAUCAGCAACACUCCGAUGAUGGUUCGAACUCGAGAAGACUUGUGAUCAAUGGUCAACACGAUACAGAGGCGGCUACGUCGGAGAAGCAGCGUGGUGGUUAUGCAGACUUUAAGGAACUUCAACACCUUGAUGGAGAUUCUGAAGAGACGGAACUUGCAUUCAAGACACAAAUCGCAGCCUUCCUCAUCCUCGAAUUCGGUGUCUUGUUUCAUAGUGUAUUCAUCGGUCUGAACUUGGGUGUCGCAGAUACAUCCGACUUCGACACCUUGUUCCCCGUUCUUGUAUUCCAUCAGUCCUUCGAAGGCCUCGGUAUUGGAGCUAGACUUAGUGCCAUUCCCUUUUCCAACCGACUUCGCAGCAUGCCAUGGCUUCUCUGUCUUGCUUACGGUUUAACAACUCCUAUUGCCAUUGCAAUUGGUCUCGGUAUCCGAAAGACGUACGACAACUCAUCAUACACUGCAAACAUGGUCAAUGGUAUUUUUGACUCUAUUUCUGCUGGCAUUCUUAUUUAUACUGGAUUUGUGGAGAUGAUUGCUAGAGACUUUCUCUUUAAUCGUGAGAGGACGAAUGACAAGGUCAGGCUGGGAUUCAUGAUCGUUUGCCUCUUCCUGGGCGCUGGAAUCAUGGCUCUGGUUGGAAAGUGGGCUUAG
Molecule: messenger RNA, 1155 nt
Organism: Fusarium mangiferae
Lineage: Eukaryota; Fungi; Ascomycota; Sordariomycetes; Hypocreales; Nectriaceae
Exons: 1
Coding region: 1-1155 (384 amino acids)
Biological process (GO): zinc ion import across plasma membrane
Cellular component (GO): plasma membrane
Molecular function (GO): high-affinity zinc transmembrane transporter activity
Source: RefSeq, a predicted model, not a curated record